UUUUUGUAAAAAUAAAAAAAAGGAAAAGUUUUUAGGAAUUUUGAAUGACGUCAUCCAGCGGAACCGGAAAUCGGAUCUCAGCAAACCGAAUAACAGGAAGCUGUCCGGUUUAAUUUCCGGUUCAAGUUACGAAAGAACUUUACUCACUGCCUCAGUUACGCCGGCUGCUAUUGGCUACUCUUUUGGUCGUCGGUGAAAUGUUGGCAAAGGUUGAGUGUGAUGUUUAGCGGUCGAAGAAUUUUGGUCCGUCUUUCUAGGCGAUCGACGCUCCUCCAGAGAAGAACAAUUUCCGGUAACAACAAGUCAAUCACAAUCUCCAACAACAACGGCAAGGUCAAUCGUAAUAGUACUAAGGAAGUUGAUAACUCUGUUGCUCUAAGUCGCCAGGAUGCCUAUAAGCAAUUGGAGAACCUUGACUUUAUGACUGCUGCCAAGAUGCUAUUUACGGACCCGCCAAAGAAGAAGAAAUUCGGGCUUGAUUUUCAUCUGGUACAGUUCUUCUUUGCUUGCUUGCCUUCACUGGCUGUUUAUUUGGUGGCUCAGUAUGCUCGCUAUGAAAUUAGAAGAAUGGAGGCGGAAGCUGAAGUGAAAAAGAAAGCUGACGAAGAGGCAAAAGUAAAAGAGCUGGAAUUGAUGGCUGAGGAGGAAAAACAACAAGGGACUGAUCCACAACUUUCUGAGGUGAAAGCAAGACUAGAUAAGUUGGAGGAGACCUUAAAAGAAAUUGUAGUCGAGUCCAAGAAACAAUCAGGUGAUGUUGCAGACAGGCCAACCCACAAUGCUGUCAAAGAACCUGCAACAACCAAGCCAGGGACUCAUAACACUCAGGAAAAGACAAAUCCCUCUAAUGAAGGGGAAAUUCGAGCAAAAUCAGCCUUGCCUGAUCAAAAGCAGAUAAAAACUGAUGGUUCCUCCCCUGAUGUGAACAAAUCCCUUCGCUUUCCUCUGAGAAUUUGGUAUUCAUCCAUGGCAAUGGCUCGUCGAUUAGUAAGACCUUUAAGAGGAAUAGCCAAAAGUGUGUUGCUUCGGCAGCAACCCCAGCCAGUCAUCUUCAAUUUUACUAGAAAUUACAUAUCGGAGAUGCGCAGAGAAGCAUUUGAAGAGAACAUUCUCAGACUCCUCCGUUACGAGAUUCGCUACGAGCUUGAACAUUCUCCUCCCUCUCAGCCUAUCACAAAAUUUGAUUCAUUUAUCAUUGAUGAAAGGCCUGGAGAGCAAUGGAUUAAAUUAAACAAGAAAUUUGGAGAGAAUGAAGAAAUUAAAGUUGAAGUUACUAUGUUUGAUGCAUCUAUUCCUGUUCAAAAAGGUAGUGAUGUAUCUGCAGCAGAUGAUGUGCAUCUUCACAUGACUAUGAUUGUCAAUGUUCUCAAAGGAGAAGGCAAUGAAGUGCUCGAGUUUGUUUGUUCUGCAUGGCCAAACAGCGUUGAGAUUCGUAAAGUUUACAUGCGUGGACAGAAUGGCACAGUGGAUCAGUCUUAUGUAGGCCCUCCAUUUAAGGAAUUGGAUGAUGAACUGCAGAAUUCUCUUUAUGAUUUCCUAGAGACAAGGGGAAUAAGCGAUGAACUUUGUGCAUUCUUACAUCAAUACAUAAAGAACAAAGAUAAACUUGAAUUUGUUCGCUGGAUGGAGAAGGCCAAAUCGUUCAUAGAGAAGAAAUAGAGAUAGUGGUUGCAUUUCUUCCGCGAAUGUUGUUUUGCUGACUUGCUUACGGACCAUUCUCUGGAUGUCAUUACUUGUGAGAAGUUAUACCUGCUGGUUUAGAAUGUGAAAGAAACACUUUUUUAGCUCAAUUGGAAGUCUGGCCAUACUAAUAUAUUUGUCUUGUCAAGGUUUCUUACUACAUCAGAGACAAAUCAGCCUUACCAAGAAGACAGGCAAUAACAUUUACUAAUUAGUUGAUGUAUUGAAUGAAGUUCAAAAUCAUCACCCAUUCUUCAAUCACAAAGAUUGUGCUGCAUCUUAGCAGAGUGUACACCUGGCUUUGCUAUGAAGUCAAUGCAUUUGGCGCAAUAGGUUUCUCCUUUUCCUUGACCUCUCUGCCACAUACUUGUACUUGAACUUUUUAGAUUGCUAUGUUGCUGGUGCGUAGAAAACUUCCAGAAACGGUCAUAAUUUUUAGGAGCAAAAUGUUAUAUUAUGUAUUUAUGGUCUACUUCUGUAGCAAUUUAGUCAGUUCAAUUUUGAGCAAACUUCUGCUUUCAUCUUAAGACGUUUUCAUUGUAACCAUGUCCCUCAUAUGGGCAUCUUCUUUUACUGUUUCAAAAACUCAACUAUCCUGGAAAAGGUAAAUUAUAUUUGGCUACAGUAUCUUA
Solanum pennellii is the source of this 2312-nucleotide messenger RNA. RefSeq lists its product as uncharacterized. The transcript is spliced from 7 exons. Lineage: Eukaryota; Viridiplantae; Streptophyta; Magnoliopsida; Solanales; Solanaceae. The coding region runs from base 220 to 1659 and encodes 479 amino acids. Gene Ontology annotation, cellular component: mitochondrial matrix. The record is from RefSeq and is a predicted model, not a curated record.